AUAUUAUAUUAUAUUAUAUAUACACACACACAAUGGAAUUCAAUGGGGUUCAAUGUUGCUUGGUCCCCACUGGUGCUCAUUGUAUGGGCAAAAACAAUUGAAACACUCUUCAGAAUAUCUUCUUUUGUGUUCUACUAAAAAAGGAACAGGUUUGGAAUGACAUGAGGUUGAGUAAUUGAUGACAGAACUUAAAUACUUUACUAUCCAUUUAAUACUAUAGGGUUAGGUUAGAAAUUUGAACAAAAACUCUAAGAAUGAGCAAACUUAAUGGUGAUUGUUGAUUUUCCUUCUGAAGAGAUGAGUCUAAAGGUGAUGAUACAAGGGGCAACUUUUUGAGCAAUGUUGCUGAGCAAUGUUGCCUGGGAACUUUCUCAUUGAGAAUGAACAACAAAUUUUUAUCUGGAUACUUUAGAUCGGUCGUGGGCAAUUUUCUGAGAUCCUCGAAUCAGAAUGCUAGCAGCCGAUCACUUGACCGGCUUGGAGAUUUCAGAAAAAGUUCAAACAAGAUGGCGGCCUCUUAGCGGCAGUGGAGCGAAGAAAAGGAGAGUGAACUUAUAUUUUUUUAAGCAGGUAAGUUGUCAUGUGUCAACCCAAAACAGGGAAUUUACCUCAUUUAAUGCUUAAAAUACCAAUAAGUAUCCAAUUUAAAAUGUGCAGGCUAUAAUUUAGCCAUCAAAUGUUUUCAGUUAAAUAAUAAAAGGACGCGUCCUGUUUAACGUCUGUAGUGGUGUAGGCUGUAGGACGUAUGGCACAUGAAGGAAGCUUUCUUGCUCUUCUGUGUUUUCCUAUCAUAAAUCAGAUCGGAAAGGCAUUUAUAUUUAAUAAAAACAAAGAAAAUAUUUGAAAAGUUGAAAUAAAGUGCCUAACAAGUGUUCAUUGGCAAUAGAUUUGCUCCUCUCUGAUUGGUUGCUGCCAACUGUCCGUUGCCCUAAUUAGUUACCCUGUGUCUCACCAGGUUGCCUGUUGACGGCAACAUUGCCCAGCAACAUUGCUCAAAAAGUUGCCCCGUGUAUCAUCACCUUAAGGUACUCUAGCUAGAAGACCAGUGUAAGAUGGACCAGAUAAGACUGCUUUAAAUUGGUUAAGAUAUGCUCUCAUAACAGCUAGUGGUACAUGAUGUUUUCAGUGGUGAUGUUGUAAAUCCAAUCAAGUCUUUAAUGCAUCACAAAUUGGCAUGGAGCCUAAAUUUCAGUCAGUCACCAUCCGUACGGCUUCUGUUUUUGUUAAUGGAAUAAGUAGCCUAUAUUUUAUCAGAUCGUCUGCAAUUGACAUGGUAACAAGCAUCUUACUUUGUGGCCUUUCUUCACUCUGAACGCUUCUGCGCAUCCGAACAUGUUUGAUGGGCUGCGUUUCUUCUGCUCAUACUAUUACCAGAUGUUCCCUUUGUCCAUAAACACAGACGCAGAGGUCAGACAUACACAAAGAUUUCUCUAGACACUCCUCACACACCACCCCAUGUGGUGAAUAAAAACAAACUGCUAACACAAAGCCUGGUCUGUUAGUCUGCGGCAGUCUGCACCUCUUCUCACUUCAAGUACCGGCAUUCUAAACGCACCACAAUAAAUAUCCUUCUCAGCAGCAGGCGUGACUUAACAAAAUAGGGAACAGAUAGUCUUGAGCUUGACUGCGUUCAAUAGAAGACCUUUUAAUAUAGAAAAUGGUAGCAUACAUGCCUGUACAAAAAUAGUGUCUCUGCUCUGUGGGGUUAAUGCCACACUGAAUGGUCUAGACCCAGGGGAUUGAGAAGGGUUUAUGGAGGAAGACGGUGGGUGGUCUAUACGGCAGGAUUCUCUGCUACAGCAGUGAUCUCCAGGUCUGUGGGCCUGAGAGUUUGACGGACUACUGAUUUAAACCUGCUGUCUCACUCUAUGAAGGGAUGAGUAUGUGCUGUUUGUGUUCACUGUGUUUUCACCGAGCAGCUGAGUCAGGCUGGACUCGACUAACACCUUCCCAUCACUAUGGGGACAGCCUUUCUCUUAUGUUCUCCUAUAGCAGAUGACCAUAAUCAGAGCAGAUGACCUGUUUCAUUUGACAUGUACGAAAACAAGCCUGUGAGGGAUAGGAGUAUAGUUCAUACUUGUACAUCUUAAUAAUAAAAAAACCUGAUCACAACCCAUUUUACCUCUGCAGUGAUGUAUUGUGAUUGAUUUUGUAAGUGAAGAAGUAUUUUGAUAUUGAAAGAAAGGUAGGACAGGAUUUUUUUGUUGUGAUAAUUGGUUGCAACAUCAGCCAUUAGUUAGUCAUUGUAGAUCAAGAGCAAGUGGAAUGUUAUUUUUUGAAAUAAUCUACAUGAAUAAGUAGAUUUCCAGUAGGACCAGAAAUUAAAAUGAAAAAAAGUAAAAAUUGUGGGCCAACUAAAUUUUUGGAAGACAGUUUUAGUGGUUCGCCAGAAUGAUCGACAUGUACAGUAAGUGCGUGUCAUUAAAGAAGCUGUAAAUUCAACUUUUACAGCUUAAUUUUGUCAAAUUAAAUAUGCCUCACUCAGUCUCAUGCAUUUAGCCCUUCCAUUCCUCUUUAUCUCUUCCUUUCCUCCUCAUUGUUCUCGUCCUAAUAGAUGAGCCCAGUGUUGUCCGCUCUCCACCUUUCAAGUUGGGCCUAUUUUUAGCCCCUCGUGUGCCUGGCUGAGGGGAUGCGUGAAAGUGGGGGACUGUGUGUGUGUUUGUUGAUUCUGGCAAUGACGGAAUGAAAGGAGACUGACGGGGUGCUAUGGUUUUAAUAUUACCAUGGUGACAGGGAACAGAAACUGAUUACUAUGAUAUAAAUGGUUUGUGUUAGGGAAACACUUAAAGUUCAGUAAAUCUGUGUGGCCGACCAGACUGGCACAAAUCAUAUCAUGAUAACCUUAGUAUUUUGACUGCCCGCAUACGUUGAUGCUGGCUAUAUGCCAAUCUCUGAUAUCACCAUCUUUCCUAAUUCAUCUGAUAACAUGUGUAUUUGUUUCAUGUAUCGCCAAGAAAAAUUAGCAUGUAGGAUUCAACUGACUGCCUAACAUGCAUCAAAGGACUUUGAAGUGUUACGUAAAUAGGAGCCACAACACUGCAUAAAAUGGGCAUAAUUUCACGUUGACGACAUGAAAAGUUUCAGUUGAUCUAGUAAGAAAUUUAUUUCUUUAACUUUGGAAAUGGAUACAUUCUGACCUUCUGCUGUUUUUUUUUUGCAUGUGUCCGCAUAGGCAGGAGAAAGAGCGAGUGCGUGGGAGGGAUGUUGUAUUGGAAUUGUGAUGGGAAUAGAAGGAAAAAGAAGGACAGAGCAAGUAAUAUGAGUUUUACAUUAGAGUGUUGAUAAGGGAGUCUAAAAAUCUGAAAGCAAUGCUUUUUUUGGAUAGUAUUUGUGAGAGAUUGAGUGGUGGGUACGAGCGGGGUGAAGGAGUGUAUGGAUUGACAAGGGAAGGGGAUGCCUCUUUGCUCAUGCUUCGACAUCUGCUCACAGGCUAGAGCCAAGGGUGGGAGGAGUUUGUGUGCUCCUGCUGCAGCGGAGAGAGGGAGGGAGAGAGGGAAGGAAAGAGCGGGGAUGCAUCAGUGCCACAGAAGAGAGAGAGACUGCUUUCUGCAUCACACACUCUAUCCUUCAUUUACAUUCCAGACGCUGGCUCCUCUCUAGAGAACCCCUUCUCCGUUUGAAAUGCCAAUCACCACUUGCUGUUUCUUCAUCCUGGAUCACACAUACUUCCUCCACAUUGAUGUGAGGGAGCUGGGAGCCUGGCACGUGCUGAAGAGAUUCCCCACUGUUCAUUCGAUUGACGACUGACGACUGAAGUUUCUGCAAAGACAUCGCUUUGGAUUGCGUCCUUUUUGGGAUUUGUUGGAAUAAACCAUUUGAUUACUUUAUUGUGAGGAAUCUCCAGUGCUUUUUUGCUAUACGUGAUCCUCCGGACUAAUAACUGUUUGAGAGCGACUGGGACUUCUGUGAUCAGAGUGGCAAGGAGUCUGCUUCCUCUGCUUUUUUCCUUGUGCGCGUCCUGUGCCGGCAGCUGCCUACCCUGCUCAGGCGCAGCUGUGCUUCUCCCUGGAAAGGUGGGGGACUGAUAAAAGAGGAGGGUUUAUUUGUCCUGUACUGCUGGGGUUUUAUCCAGAAUUUAAGCUAGACUCACCACCUGCCCCCACAAUAGUCACUGUAUUAUCCAGUGUGUUUUACAAGUGACUCUCCCCAGGAUACUGACACUGCAUGCGUAUGUGUUAGUGAAAGGAUUGGUGUGGACACUGAGGACUAGUGGCUCAUGUUGCUAAUAUGGAAGGCACCUGGCAUGGACACCUCCCCCAACAAGGACAGCCGUACUGUAGGCAGUCUUUGCUGAGCUAGGCCCCCAAGGAACUAGCACCCUAAUUGUGCGCCCAAGCGCACCCUGAACAAGAUGAACGCCACUGAGUUGAACCAUAGCACAGAACCCUUCUGCCUGCUGGACAUUGGCUACUCCCAGAUUUUUAACACCUGCCUGCUGGAAGUAGCUGUUAUUUUCUUUUUGACAGUGCUCAUCAUCUCUGGGAACCUGGUGGUUAUAUUUGUGUUCCACUGUGCCCCGCUACUCAGCCACCAUACCACUAGCUCCUUUAUACAGACUAUGGCAUACGCAGACUUCCUGGUUGGGGUCAGCUGUCUUAUCCCCUCUCUGUCUCUUCUGCACCAUCUGGAGGGUUUGAAUGAGAAACUCACCUGCAUGGUCUUUAGCUACAUGGUCUGCGUGUUGAAGAGUGUCUCCAUGGCCUCUCUGGCAUGCGUUAGUAUUGACCGUUAUGUUGCCAUCACCCGACCUCUUUCCUACACAGCUCUGGUCACACCCUGCCGUCUUCGCACUUGCAUUACCCUUAUUUGGCUGUAUUCAGCACUCAUCUUUUUGCCGACUUUUUUUGAUUGGGGCAAGCCGGGAUACCAUGGUGAUGUAUUUAAAUGGUGCUCCUCUUGGGACACCCAGCCCCUUUUUACCGCCUUUAUUGUUGCGGCCCUCUACGCACCAGCUGCUUUUACUGUUUGUUUCACUUAUGCCCAUAUCUUUCGGAUCUGUCGGCAGCACACUCGGCAGAUCAGUGAGCGGAGAGCUCGCUUUGGCCCACAGGAUCCUGAGACGGGUGAGCAAGCUUGCACGGACAAACGCUACGCCACCGUGCUCUUCCGUAUCACCAGUGUGUUCUACCUGCUUUGGCUACCCUACAUUAUUUAUUUUUUACUGGAGAGCGCAGGGAUAUACCACCAUGCCAUUGCCUCAUUCCUGACCACAUGGCUGGCCAUUAGCAAUAGUUUUUGCAACUGUCUGAUUUACAGCCUGUCUAACAGCGCCUUCCGCAAAGGCCUCAAGCGCCUCUGCCUGCUUUGUCUUCAACGUACCGACACCAAGAAGCCUCUAGGAGAUCCGCCAGCACCUCAACGCCCUGCAUGCCAUGUGUAACGCCAUCUUUUGGCAAGAUAGUGAGCUUUAUAUUGAUGGCAAGGGUCUUGUCUGUUAAGUGGGUGCUGAAGAUCAUCUGAGCACUAUCCCAGUUCAGUCCCGGUGUUCUGAAUGAGGCUAGAUGACAAAGGUCCGUUUGCCUUUAUGUAUAGUUGCAGGAUUACCUGGUAGGAAGAAAUGGACCUUUGAUCUUGGUCAUUAGAGAUGAAGUGCACAACUAUGUGAGAGUGGGCUAUUCUCAUUGGUGUUUUCAGAUAUACCAUUCUCAGCAGUUUUUGCUACAGUGAUUAAUUAAGCAACGACGAAAGGAGAUAAAUAUCAUUCUGUGAGACAGAAUUGUGAUUGUGAAGUCUUGCAUUAAAUAUUGUCUGGAUGCAAAAAACAUCAUUUUAAUGUAUGACAGUACUGCAAAGAUGGAGUUGCGCUCAGCAAAUGUCUUCUUAAAAGAAGACCAGCUUGUGUCUUUAACAGACUUAAGCUAGCUGAUCUUUUAGACUUUGUGGUGAAUUUACCAGCCUUUGUGGACUUUUAGUUCUGCUCAUGUUGUCUACAUAGUGAGAACAAAUGGUCUCUGUUUCUCCAGUUAACAUGCUCACAUUUGUUUAAAUGUAGGAAGAAGGAUCUCUGCUAGACUGAUGUAAAAUCUGAAACAUUAGACUAGAUGUUAAAAUUAACUUCUGAACAGAGACUCUGCAAAGAUUAAAAGCAUUUCCAAGAGAUGAUCUGAUUUCAGACUCAUAAUCUUAGUUAUGUUUUUACUAGUAAUAUCCAAUUCUUGCCUCGUAAUUUCCGAGGAUAAUCUGAUCACUACCCUGCUCUCAGCUGAGGAAUGUUUGCUAGAUGUUUCUUGUCUAAGAAUCAGCGAUAAGUCUUGACCUUCAGCGAUCACAAUUGGAAUUUUUUCUAAAGCCCUUUUCCCAAAGAGCAGAAUUCUACUCUAGCCCCUAAGCGAUGCCACAAUUACAUGGUCUUCCCAUUUUCUGCUUAUUUAAAGCCAUGAAGGGAUUACAUAACCACGCCUCCAGUCAGAGGACAUCAUCCUUAAAAAACGCAGUAAUACAACAGCAAACAGACGGCACAUUCUGACUCCUUUCUAACCCUUGAUCACACUGGAGAUGAACUUCCUUGCUGAAACAAACAUUCUUUCACCCCGGCAUCAAUAGGCUAACCAUCCUGCAAGUCAUUCUGAAUGAUCUAUUUAACUACUUGGAGUAUUUUAUCUGAUUUUAAUUUGAUUUUAAUGUCUGCUGGACAGAAAGACUCUUGGACUCUGCCGUGAAGUUUCAAUCCUGUACAACUCUCUUGCCAUGCUUGGGUUGCUUCCACGGGUUAAAAUGUGUCCAGACACACAAUCAUCCUUAAAAUAUUGCAUAAUGCAGUUAGGCACAACACAGAAUCACAUGACUGUAACAGAUGUUAGUUGCUUAAUUCUGCAUUUGGGCCCUUAAGAUGAACAACGCUGCAGUGGUGAAGGUUGCUGAUGUGGGCAAGAACCAAAAAGCUUGUUGUGUUCAACUGAAGGUGUAUUAGGACACUUGGAUAAAAUGGAGGUCAGAAGAAAACCUACUAAAACAGUGAUAUCUGGAUGCAGAGGUCAAAGUUUUAUGGCAAAUGCUUCUGGAGAGUCCUGCAUAUGCACGCACGCACACACACACGUAAAAAGCGGAACAAUAAUAAACUGCAUCUUACAGCGCUGUACUAUUUAUCUUUAUGACACACUUAAGAAGCCUCAUACACAGAUUCUGUACAUAAUUCAUAUGUGGAGGUGCCAAGAAAAUAGAGGGCAUUGAAAAUCAUGCCCUUUGUCAUUUUUUUCAUGCUGUGACUAUGAUCAUAAAUUUACUCAUUUGGAUGGUACUGUUAAAAAUACUUUCUUAUGCGGAUAGCUUUGUCCUUAUAGCUGACCAAAGUAACAAUAUUUAUUGAUGUUCUCUGAUGGAAUUGUGUUUAUAUAUAGGAACCACAAAAUGUAAUAAGAUUGAAAAUUACAUUUUGAAUGGAUUUAUUAUUUGUAGUAUGUAAGGCAUUUAUUAUAAAAACAGUCUGCAUUCCUCUUUGUAUUUAAUCUAAUAGUAUUUAUGAAUUUUACCUUCUCUUAAAUUGUUUUAAGAGAAUCUUUUCCAUUGGAGAGGGUUAAAUAUUGUGGCAUAUUCCCAAAUACUUUUUGUAUGAUACCAUAGGACAAAUGCUCUAAUUUUAUCACCAAAACCAGUAGUUUGACUGUCAGAAAUGGAUAUAGUUAUUAUGCCACUUCAUUUCAGUUAAUGACUGAAUUGCCUAAAGACUUGCUUUCGUAACUGUAAUACUGUGACGUGAAGAAGUGACUUAUGACUGUCUCUUUAAGCGUUUGGUCAAGCUUUUGAUAGGUGAUGUGUAAAGUCUGAACUGCCAUGUCAUGGCAGGGUGAUGUGCAAUACUUACACUCACUAGAGAGUGAUAGAAAACAUAUCACACAUAAUAGAAAAAGGGCUUUUAUUCCCAGCUUGUUUGUUCAAAUGUAGAUCUUGAUCUUGUGGCCUCUGGCCAUGUGCUGUUUUUGAUCAAGAGCUGAAAGAAUUUGUGUAUCUCAGUUUAGCCAUUUACCCAUCCAUCGCUUUAUUGAUUGCACAUGACUGUGUGUGCGCACACGUGCAUGGAUGUGUAUGUGCUUUAAACAGAACAAAGGUUCACGUCUAUUCCAGGGGCUUGUUUUUAGCAUUCGUCUUGAUUGCUUUUAGGACUUUUUAAUGUCCCUGGACCUCUGGACUCACCCAGGACUGCUUCCUCCCUCUUGUCUUAAGAAACAGUCCCUGUAUUCACCUAAAGGAAUCAAAUUAAAUUAAACGGCCAUGCUUGAGAAGCUGCCUAGAAAACAUUUGCUUGUUUAUAAACCAUUUGGAUCGGUUGAAUUUUGAGAAACCAACCAUUGUUGCUAUAAUUCAGACUGAUUCUGAUGUCUUCUCAUUGGUCACAAGUUAAUUCUUUCUAUAAAAAUAAAAUCAAAAUUGGAUUGGAUGCAUAAACUGCUGAGAAAAUCCAGAUAUUGAAGCAUGCAUAUCUGUUAAUUUUCAGAUGCUGUAGAUAUUGUCUUCUGAGGUUGUUUGUACAUACCUCUUUGUGUCUGAAGGAUAUUGUAAGUUGGAUUGUAUAUUGAUUUUCUUUACUACAAAUGGAAAUGUAUGUUUUGAAAUGGAAUGGAUUUUGAUGCUCUAAUGCUGCUCAAACAGGUGUCAGCAUUGCAUGUUUUGCUUUAUAAGAUGAUGGUACUUCUGUCAUGGGUAAGUUGGAGAAAGGAUUUUAACUUUUGGGACAUUUUGAUGCCAGAGAGUGCUUUUUUGUUGUUUGUUUUUUGUUCUCCUUAUGAUGCCAAAGUAUUCUUUUUUUCUUUCCUGUGGGAAAACUGCUCUGUUCUUGAAAUCAAAGUCAAGGGCUAGUGCUCUCAAGGGAGAAAAUCUCCCAAUACGACUUGCUCUCUGCUGUGCCAUAUUAGGACGCAGGACCCAACCGGCCCCUGCCAUCGCAGAAAAUGGAGGGCUGAGCUUGGAACAGUGUGUGUUCUCUCCCCGAGGAACACGCUUUUUCGCGCACACAAACACAAAAACUCACAUACACUCCCCUCCAUAACCUCAUCUUGAUUGUGCUAGACAUCUUUAUUGAGUUUAUACAUGUAUGUUUUAACAGUCCGUUAAAUCGCUGAGCCAGGCUUCUUAAUGAGUUGCUCAUAAUCUUGCCCUCCUAAGCGGGUCCGAUUUUUAUUUGAUUAACUGGAGAGAAUUGUUUUUCACCUUUCACCUUAAAACAUUCCAAAUUGUAUUUCAUUUCUUAUCGUGAGUGAACACUUUGCGCAAGAGGAUAUGAAAGCACUGCAAAGUCUUUGUGAUUAACAACAUUUUGAACUGAAGUUGCUUGGCUGAAAGAAAACUUGAUCUGCUUCUCCGUAUUUUCGUCAGCAUAUCAACAAAUUGUCUGGUGUGUGUAGGGCUGUAACUGAGGUACUGGUGUAGUGUACCAUAAAUUUCGUAAUGAUGUCAUGUUUUAGAAAAUAAUUGUCAAUAAUAUAUUUAUAUUCUGGUAUAUCUGCACUGAGGAAAUAAAUGUGAUCUUAUCCUAUCUUAUUUGAAUGCUUGUCAUUGUAAGAAGAAAUGUAUGGUCGAAUGAGUAGAGUGUGUGUGUGUGUGUGUGUGUGUGUGUGAAUGGUGAAUGUAUGCAUGUUUUUAAUGUAGAUGUUUGUGCUAGAAUGCAUUUCUGACAGUACAUUAAUAAACUGUUGGUAAUUACUUCCAUUAGCACUUGUUCAUCACAUGCACACAUCCACUAUUUAACAUCAAAUGUACAAGUCAGUGUAAAGCAUUGGAAAACAUCCUACAUUCCUUGAACAAGUACGUGUGUUUUUAAGUCUUGCCAACUUAAACAUUUGUUUUUCUGUGACAUAUUGAAAGGCAGAAUUGUCUUUGUUUUCAUAAGUACUGUAAGUUUCUCAUGACCUUAUUUAAUGUUGCGUAGUAUUUCUGGUUUCACCAAAUUUAACAAUUAUCUAGGUUUUCUUGCAUGUCUAGACCAGAUUUGUCAUGCUAAAAGACCAUCCAAAUUGCAGAAGCAUCAAUUUAAACAGGUUUAAAACAAAAAUCAAAUAAGAAAACAAAUCAUUAAGAGGUUUUUUAUUACUCUGCAGCAAUAUUUGUCUUACAUGUUUCCUAACCAGGAGUGAUGGGGUAAGUUUUCAUUUGUCUGUCCAACCUGCUUGUCGACGCAACAUGCACAGCCUAGUAAAUGUUUAAUAUACAAUUAUGUAGAGCUAGAUUUUGAAGCAGUGAGAUUUCACACUGGACGGACUACCCAACACAACACAACGCCACAGAAAGAGAAACCAAGUGACCAGUAGAAAGUGAUGUGUGCUAUAUCUACAAUAUAUUUGCAAUCAUUUUCCUGGUAAUUAUUAUGUUACUUAUGAGGUGUCAUGAUUUUAUGUAAUAUGAUUUUAAUAAUAUGCUUAUUUAUUUAACUUAUUAUUUAACCAUGUUCAUAAAAACCAUGUCAUUAAAAAAAAUUUCACCAUCUUUAUUUGUCAUAUAACUUGCGAUUAUAAGUCUUAAGAUAUGUUUGCUGCUCAUUCUUUCUACUGAUUCAUUUAGAAACAGCCUUGGUUUAACAGAGAAAUAUGUGCUCUACGGAUGUGUAGAAGGGCAGAAAGAAAAUGGAAAAAGGAUAAAUGGCAAAUUUCUUUGUCCAACUAUUGCAAAAUUCUUUGUCCACAUUUCAAGUGGUUGCUCUGCAAAGGUCCAAAUUAUUUGUAAACUUAAUUUCUAAAAACUCCCGCUGUCCAAAGAUUCUGUUCUCCACCAUCAACUCUGUACUUAAUCCUCCCAGUGUGGUCGCUCUUGAUCACAGUCUGGAGUUGUGUGAGAAGUUUUGUAGCUUAUACAUAAACAAAAUCAGAUUUCAUAUUUUAGUGAAUCCAUCUCAGAUACUCUGGUACUUUCCUAUGAAUCCAGCUAACUUUCUAAAUUUCGUAUUUCAUGGAUGUUAUCUCUAACUUAAGAUUGAGUUUGAUUAUCUUCAACUCUUGAUGCUACUCAAACUACUUUGCUAAGGAUGUUGUAUUCAGUUGCAUCUAAUAUUCUGUCUGUUAUUAAUAGUUCUUUACAAAAAAGUUUUGUUGCAUCCUAUUUUAAACAUGCUUUUAUAAGAAAAUAAAAGCAAAUAAAUUCUGUUGUUAGAGCCAGCAUCUUAGGGGCAUACGGAAGCUUAAAUCUUUUAAUGAUUUAGAGACGUGCUUUUAUUUCAACAAGGCUUGACUAUUGUAAUGCCCUGUAUGCAGGUAUCAAACACUUUUCUCUUUCACACAUGCAACUGGUUCAAAAUGCUUCAGCUCAUUUCUUGAUGGGGAAAAAAAGAGGGAGUAUAUCACCCCUAUCUUAGCACAUUUACACUGGCUGUAAAAUUUAGAAUCGAUUUAUAAGGUUUUAAUUUUUGUAUUUGACCUGGCUACAACUUACAUUGCAGAUCUUGUCCCCUAUAACCAUUAUUAAUGAUUAAGCAGCAAAUCAUCAUAUUAAGAUGAUUUCUGAAUGAUCAUGUGACACUGAAGCCUGGAGUAAUGAUGCUGAAAAUCCAGCUUUGAUUACAGGCAUAAAUUCAAAUAUAUAUAUAAAAUUCAAAAUAUUACUGUUUUGACUGUAUUUUCGAUCAUAUAAAUGAUAAAAAAUCUUAAUUAUUCAAAACUUAUGACCAAUAGUGUAUUUCUAUAUAUUAUUUAAAUGGUGCAUUUAAAUGAAAAUGAUUAAUUUUCAGUUUUUCUUGUGUUCAUUUAGUGAAAAACUGUGGAAAACAUUGAUUAUUUUAACAACAAGUUUAGUGUUUUAAUUCCUGUAUUAAACAUUUUUAAUCUACUUGGUUAAAAUGGCUGUUUGAUUAAAGUGAUGGUUACUCAGAUUAAAAUCACGCUUUUAAGCCAUUUCAAAGUAAAUAUACAUAAAUACAUGUGUAUCAAAAACGGAAAAGGUGUUCAGUGUAACACUGUGUCCUAACUUAGUUUUCACAAUGACUGUUUACAUAAUAUAGUGUACAAUUCAGUCUCAUUAAACCUUUCUUUCUAGUCACUAAUGUAUUCUAACAGACCCCGGAGAUCGCUGCUGGUCCCAGACAUGUGCCCAGUGGGUGAGAUGUUGAAAGGAAAAGGAUGUAGACCCUCCCUGCCUCCGUCUUAGUGAGGGAGUGGACUACAGUGAACCCACCAACUCACCCACCCUCAGUUUCUCACUCUCUUUCAUCAAGCUCACUACACUUUUUAUAAUCAGCCUCCCCCAAGAAAAACAAAAUGCCAUUUUUGCUCAUUGUUGCCGAUCAGAAUAAACGACCGUAAACAAUGGUUAGGAAAAAAAGUACAGUGCUUCCUGCGGAAGCAACCUUCCCCCACCGCACACACAAUCUCACCAUCACAGUCAAAACCCAACACAAGUUAUGUUUUGUGCUCCGCGCUCACGCAAGAGGUUCACACAAAUCCUCUUUUAAGCAGUCUUAUGUCACCACGAUUUUCUUAGCACUUUUCAGGGUCCAGGAUGACUUUCCCCAAUGCUAGCAGA
This is a messenger RNA of Megalobrama amblycephala (Wuchang bream), 12441 nucleotides long. RefSeq names its product probable G-protein coupled receptor 21. The transcript has a single exon. Gene Ontology annotation, biological process: G protein-coupled receptor signaling pathway. The coding region runs from base 4352 to 5380 and encodes 342 amino acids. Gene Ontology annotation, molecular function: G protein-coupled receptor activity. The record is from RefSeq and is a predicted model, not a curated record. Lineage: Eukaryota; Metazoa; Chordata; Actinopteri; Cypriniformes; Xenocyprididae. Gene Ontology annotation, cellular component: membrane.